Molecule: messenger RNA, 8064 nt
Organism: Ailuropoda melanoleuca (giant panda)
Lineage: Eukaryota; Metazoa; Chordata; Mammalia; Carnivora; Ursidae
Gene: PAPLN
Product: papilin, proteoglycan like sulfated glycoprotein
Exons: 29
Coding region: 3279-7175 (1298 amino acids)
Biological process (GO): extracellular matrix organization; proteolysis
Cellular component (GO): extracellular matrix
Molecular function (GO): metalloendopeptidase activity; serine-type endopeptidase inhibitor activity
Source: RefSeq, a predicted model, not a curated record
CCAAAGGCAGACGCUUAACCUGCUGAGCCACCCAGGUGCCCCAAGUAAAGUCUUAAAAAAAAAAAAAAAAAGAUCGUGGCAGGAAAACCAAAGUUGGCUAUUGUCUUCAAAAGGAGCAUAAAAUUGAUGGAUACAUUCCUGGCUACAUUGGCUAAGAGCAUCACCAAGCAGGGAAGGUAUUCAUUCAUUCCCUCCUUUGGGAAUCACAGACAUCAUUUGUUUUUAUGAAUCUAUUAGGCAAUGCCACUAGAGUCUGCCACAGAAAUAUCAUUAUUUGUUCUCAUCAGCUGGGGGAGGUUUCUGAUUUUUAGGGGCGUUGACAAUGGUGUUCUUAAUGAGAAUGAAGAAUGUCCUCAAGCAGGGUUGAGAAGCAAGGAAAAUGAGGUUGGAUUUCCUGUCAUCACUAGGUAAGUGUCACAGACUUCCGUAGCCCAGCCAUUCUCUCUGGGGACUGUUCUGUGUGCUCUGUAUGUGUGUGUUGUGGGGGGAAUCCUUGUCCACCAUUAGCUCAGGAUCUGGUUAAGAUUGAAAUGACAGCAUACGUGAGUACAAUAUUGACUCAUUACAUCAUUGGAAUGGGAGUGCAGAGCAACAGAGGGAUCCAAAAAGACAAGGUUUAAGAUCAGAAUGUUUUCCAGAAACAAAGUUGGAAGCAAGUUUGAAAAAAAGGGAAGAUUCUGAAUUGGCAUGAAGAUUGAAGGACAUUCACCAAAAAAAUCAGGAAGGAAGAAGUAUGUGAGAGACACACCCAAGGAUAAUUGGUUUUUGAAUUAAAGUGAUGAUUUAUCCAGAGGAAAACCCAAGAGCUAACUAAAUCUGUUUCCAUAUUUACUGAGAAUAUACCUUCUUCAUUAGGUGACCUGUAGAAACCAUGGAGGAUGUGACCUGGCCUAGCACAGGGACCUCUUAAUCUUGACCAACUUUGAUGCUUCUGUGCCUCGUAUGCCAUGCCCUCUUAAGGGGAGAAAUGGAAAAGCCUCAAACCAAGUUUGUUGGAGUCCUAAUUUUUUUUUUUUAUUUUUUAAAGAUUUUAAGUAAUCUCUACUCCCAACAUGGGGCUCAAACUCACAACCCUGAGAUCAAGAGUUGCACGCUCCACCUACUGAGCCAGCCAGGUGCCCCAGUGGAGUCCUGAUUCUUAGGACAAGGGUUGACAUACUCUUGCUGUCACUGUUCAUCCUUUUUUCCCCCUAAAAUUGUUUUAAUUAUGUAGUAACCCAAGGUCAAUUCCUCAUGCAAGAGAAGAAAGGAUUUUGUUGCCCCUCUACCCUAGCAUACCUCGAGGUGGACUGCAGGUAAGAUUUUUUUUUUUUUAAGAUUUUAUUUAUUUGACAGAGCGAGAGAGACAGCAGGGAACACAAGAGAGGGAACACAAGCAGGGGGAGUGGGAGAGGGAGAAGCAGGCUUCUUGCUGAGCAGGGAGCCCAAUGUGGGGCUCCAUCCCAGGACCCUGGGACCGUGACCUGAGCCAAAGGCAGAUGCCCCUGCAGGUAAGAUUCUGAUUGUGAUUAGUUUUCUUGGGUAGCAGACCUAGUCAAGUGCCAGUAAACCCAGCGAUAUCAGGGUGCCUGGUUUGCUCAGUCAGUUGAGCGUCUGCCUUCAGCUCAGGUCAUGAUCCGAGAGUUCUGGGAUCUGGCUCCCUGCUUGGCAGGGAGCCUGCUUCUCCCUCUCUGCCUGCCGCUCUCCCUGCUUGUGCACUCUCUCGCUCUCUCGCUGUCAAAUAAAAUCUUUAAAAAACAAAACAAAACACCGAUAUGUACAAGGAAGAUCUAAAAAAACACAGGGAGGUAGAUCACUCUACACUACGUUUAAAUACUUGGAUUUAAGUGGGUUCUUUAAGGGCUGGCCCAUCCCCUCCGGAUGGGGCUGUCACAGUGAUGGACACAGAGUAGUCUCUCAAAUGGGGAGAUUGAGGAGAGAUUUUGGGGACUUUAUCCUGCAUCUAGAUUUUCAAAGAUUUUGUCCACCAAGUAUUGUAAGUCAUUAGGCAGUAAUUUUUCUAUUUACUAGUCAGAUUUACCUACAUAUGCCAUAAAAUAGCAUUAGGCUGGGUUUUGCUUGCAUGACCGGAGAGGUGCAAAUGUAUGAUUUCUUAAGAUUUUCUCAGACCCUGGAAACGACCUCUCUGCCAUCCUUCUGCCCUGGUGGGUUUCCCAUGCUUCCCCGGCCCCUUUCCCUCCUCGUCAGGCGUCUUCUCUGGAAUAACUGAGCCAGAAGGUCAUUAGUUAAAAAACAUCAUCAGGCUCUAGGACUGUAAAGUGCCCAUGGAAGGGGAAAGGCUCUUCUACCCCCGGCGACCUCAGCCUUCACUCUGGUCUCUGUUCUGCCCGUGCUGUCCGGGCCGGGCUGGGAGAGGAGGCCCAGACUUCCUAUUUUCUUACUGUGGCUCCACUGGCCAUGCAGCAGGGAAUUCCAUGAAUGUUUGUGAAGGGAACCCCACAGUGCAGCAUGCCGCCGGCCGGCCUUGGGGUGAGUGUGCUACUGACGGCGUAGCACCUUUCACUCCGGUGACGUAGGAUCCUCUAAGGCAGGGCGCCCCCUUUGUGACAGGCGGGCCCAUGGCAAUGACCCCGGCGCAGCCCACCCUAGGGAGACCAAAGGACCCAGGUCCUCUCCCUGCCCCUGUCCGCAUGUAGCACGUCAUCCUUGAAGGACCAGAUUUUCCCCUCUCCCUCUUGUGCUGUAGAAAACUUGGUGAAGUAAGUCACAGACUUGUUACAAGUGAUUAUGCAACGUGGUCAUUAAAGAUGUGACUCACCAAGGCACUCCAAGCCCAUGAUAACUGUUGCGUGAACGGAUUUUCGUUUUUAAGCCCGAUGCACUGGUCAACAUUUUUGUGAGAGGAGGCAGGUGAUCUGACCCCGAGAGGCCCGUCCCAGUUGUAAGUCACAGCCCAUCUGUUUCCGCAGCCGCGCCCUGACUCGCCCCUGCCGCCCCGGGCUCUGGCUGCCGCUGUGGGGACCCAUGGCUCCCUUCCACGUGCCUGGGUUCGGACGCUGCUGCAGGCUUCCGCAGUCGCCCCGGCACAGGAGAGGUCUUGUGCACCCCGGCGCCUCCAAGCAAGGAAGGUACUCUUGAAGUUUAAGAAGCCAGGAGUAAACGGGCCUUUUCUCCCCCACGUGAGCGCCACGCCCCGCAGCCUUCCCUUUCGUCCGCCUGCGUCUCUGCGGUCCCCUGCGGGCAACCGGGAGGGAGGGACGCGUCCCGCCCGCCGGACCGCAGACGGAGCCCCGGCCCUGCCCCGCGCGCUCCAGCGUCGGCCUCUCCCGCAGGCGGAGAUGCGGCUACUCCUGCUCUUGCCCCUGCUGCUGGCCCCGGCGCCCGGGUCCUCGGCUCCCAAGGUGAGGCGGCAGAGUGACACCUGGGGCCCCUGGGGCCCCUGGAGCCCCUGCAGCCGGACCUGCGGAGUGGGCAUCAGCUUCCGGGAGCGCCUCUGCUUCUCCCAGAGGAGAGACGGGGGUUCCAGCUGCGUGGGCCCUGCCCGGAGCCACCGCUCCUGCCACACCGAGAGCUGCCCAGCCGGCACCAGGGACUUCCGGGCGGAGCAGUGCUCCCAGUUCGACAGCCAGGACUUCCAGGGAAGGCGGUACAAGUGGCUGCCCUACUACGGAGCUCCGAACAAGUGCGAGCUGAACUGCAUUCCCAAGGGGGAGAACGUCUACUUCAAGCACAGGGAGGCUGUCGAGGAUGGGACGCCCUGUGAGCCUGGCACGCGGGACGUCUGUGUGGAUGGCAGCUGCCGGGUCGUCGGCUGUGACCACAACCUUGACUCCUCAAAGGAGGAGGACAAAUGUCUGCAGUGUGGGGGUGACGGCACGACCUGCUAUCCCGUCAAGGGCACCUUUGAUGCUAAUGACCUCAGGAGAGGCUACAACCAGAUCCUCAUAAUUCCUACGGGGGCCACCAGCAUCCGUGUAGAGGAGGCGGCGGCCAGCAGGAAUUUCCUGGCGGUGAAAAGCGUGCGGGGCGAGUACUACCUCAACGGGCACUGGACCAUCGGGGGCGCCUGGGCCCUGCCCGUGGCCAGCACCGUCCUGCACUACGAGCGUGGGGCCGAGGGGGACCUGGCGCCCGAGCGGCUCCUCGCUCGCGGCCCCACCUCCGAGCCCCUGGUCAUUGAGCUCCUCAGCCAGGAGCCCAACCCGGGUGUGCGCUACGAGUACCACCUGCCCCUGGGCAGCCCCCGGCCCGGCUUCCGCUGGAGCCACGGCUCGUGGAGUGACUGCAGCGCUGAGUGCGGUGGAGGUCACCAGUCCCGCCCAGUGUUCUGCACCACUGACAACGAGGUCUACCCCGACCACAUGUGCCAGCCUCAGCUGCGGCCGGCUGACCGCCGCCCCUGCAGCACUCACCCUUGCCCGCAGACCAAGCGGACCUCUUAUCUGCACCGGCCCAGAGCGUGGCACCUUGCUGGGGCCCAGCGUGCAUGCAGGAACAGCUGGCAGACGGGGCCCUGGUCGCCCUGCUCAGCCUCGUGUGGUGGUGGCUCCCAGUCCCGCUCUGUCUACUGCGUCUCGUCUGAUGGGGCUGGCGUCCAGGAGGCCACUGAGGGGGCGGAGUGUGCAGGCCUGCUUGGGAAGCCCCCCACCACGCGGGCUUGCAGCCUGCAGCGCUGCUCGGCCUGGAGGGCAGAGCCCUGGGGAGAGUGCUCUGUCAGCUGUGGUGCCGGGGUCCGGAGGCGGAGUGUCACUUGCCAGAGCGAUGAGGGGUCUCUGCUCCAUGCCACAGCGUGCUCCUCGGAGGACCGCCCCCCCAUCACUGAGCCCUGUGUGCGUGAAGACUGUUCCCCCAUCCAUGACCAGACCUGGCACGUGGGCGCCUGGGGUCUAUGUUCUAAGAGUUGCAGCGGGGGGACUCGGAGGCGCCAGGUCAUCUGUGCCCUUGGGCCGCCCAGCCGCUGCGGGAGCCUGCUGCUGUCCAGGCCCAGGGAGGUGGAGCCCUGUAACAUACAGCCCUGCCAUCUUCCUCCAGAAGUCCCCAGCACGCAGGACGUGCACGCCAGCCCCAGGGAUCCCCGGAUGUCUUUGGGCCCUCACGUGGCCCCUGCCUCAGAUUCCAGAGACCAGUGGUGGCUCCCCCAGGAGCAACCCUCAGUCCAGGGUAAUCCCAGAGGAGCCCAGGGCCUCCACCUGCCAGGCCUAGCACCCUCUCUGCCUCAGUCCCCACACCGGCAGCCCCUGCGGUCUGGCCUGGCACCCCAAGCCUGCAGACACAGCCCCUAUGGGUGCUGCCCUGAUGGCCACACCGCAUCUCUUGGGCCGCAGUGGCAGGGCUGCCCUGGAGCCUCAUGUCAGCAGAGCAGGUACGGGUGCUGUCCUGAUGGAGUGUCUGUGGCUGAGGGGCCCCAUCACGCUGGCUGCGCAGGGUCUUACAGCAGUGACAACGCCGCCGGGAGAAGGCCGGGGUCAAGAGCGGUGGCUUCCUCGGCCCCCGAGGUCCACCAGUCCCAGGCUCAGCAGAAUGAGCCCAGUGAGUGCCGGGGCUCCCAAUUUGGCUGUUGCUAUGACAACGUGGCCUCUGCCGCUGGCCCUCUUGGGGAAGGCUGCGUGGGCCAGCCCAGCUAUGCCUACCCUGUGCGGUGCCUGCUGCCCAGCGCCCACGGCUCCUGCACGGACUGGGCCGCCCGCUGGUACUUCGUCCCCUCUGUGGGCCGGUGUAACCGCUUCUGGUACGGCGGCUGCCACGGCAACGGCAAUAACUUUGCCUCUGAGGAGGAGUGCAUGAGCAGCUGUGGGGAGCCUCAGCCUGCGCCCCGAGGACCUGAGCCCGGGGCCUCUGGCCAGGGCACCCGCGUAGAUGGCGCCGGCAGCAGUCCUGGGGGCCAGCAAGAGGCCAGCUGGCACAGGACAGGGACCACAGUCCAGACGAAGCCCUGGCCUUCCGGUGGCCUCUGGAGGCAAGACCAAGAGCCGGGGCCAAGGGAGGAGUCCCACAGCCAGGUCUUCGGAGGACGGCCCUGGGGCGGGGAGAUGGGGCCCAGUGCCCCUGGACUGGGCGGAGAUGCCGGGCGACCAGCGCCGCCCUCCCACAGCUCUUCCUACAGGGUCAGCUUGGCGGGCCUGGAGCCGUCCUUGGUACAGGCGGCCCGGGGCCAGUUGGUGCGGCUCUUCUGCCAAGAUGACACCUCCCUGGAGCCCCACCCCAGGUGGCAGAAAGACGGGGAGCCCAUCUCCUCUGACAGGCACAAGCCGCAGCCUGACGGCUCCUUGGUCAUCAGUCCCCUACGGGCAGAGGAUGCUGGCAUCUACAGCUGUGGCAGCAGCAGGCCAGGCCGUGACUCUCAGAAGAUCCAGCUCCAUGUCACAGGGGGUGAUGUGGCCGUGCUGUCUGAGGCUGUGCCAAGGCACUUCCCUCAGACCAGGGACCCAGCCCAGGGCCACAGUCCUCGGGACUCCAGCCUAGUGGGGGACAGAGGGAGCCUAGGGGCCUCCUCCUUGCAGCCUCGGCCCACGACCAGGCUGCUUCUGGACAGGAACCAGCCUGGGGUAGUGGACGCCCAACCAGGCCAGCGGAUCCGGUUGACCUGCCGUGCUGAGGGCUUCCCACCCCCAGCCAUCGAGUGGCAGAGAGACGGGCAGCCCCUCUCUUCCCCCAGACACCAGCUGCAGCCUGAUGGUUCUCUGGUCAUCAGCCAUGUUGCUGUGGAAGACAGUGGCUUCUACGCCUGUGUUGCUUUCAAUGGGCAGGACCGAGACCAGAGAUGGGUCCAGCUCAGAGUUCUGGGGGAGCUGACCAUCACAGAGCUGCCUUCUACUGUGAUGGUGCCAGAGGGUGACACGGCCAGGCUGCUGUGUGUGGUGGCAGGAGAAAGUGUAAACAUCAGAUGGUCCAGGAAUGGGCUGCCGGUGCGGGCCGACGGGCACCGUGUCCACCAGUCCCCGGAUGGCACACUGCUGAUCCACAAGCUGCAGGCCAGAGACGAGGGCUCCUACACAUGCAGUGCCUACCGCGGAAGCCAGGCUGUGAGCCGCAGCACCGAGGUGAAGGUGAUCGCGCCGGCACUUCCCGCCCAGCCCAGGGACCUGAGCAGGGAGUGUGUGGACCGGCCAGAGCUGGCCAACUGCGAUUUGAUCCUGCAGGCCCAGCUCUGCGGCAAUGAGUACUACGCCAGCUUUUGCUGUGCUAGCUGCUCCCGCUUCCAGCCUCCUGCGCGGCCUGUCUGGCAGCAGCGAUGAAGGUGAGCUGCAGACCCGGUCCUGAACAACUCUCGGGCUGUGGUCUCCGGCUGGCAAAGGGCUCUACCCUUCAGAGAAGGGCCAUUGCAGCCCGGCCCCCGGCCGUGCUGCGCUGCAGCCGAAGCUGGCACCCACCUCCCUCUCCGGCACUGCAGGCAGCGGUCAAGAGGAAUCUGCUUGGAUAAGGACACCCUUUACGGCUUCCCUCUAGCGUUUUCUGUUAUACGGGAUCAAUUCACUGGGUUCUAAAGCAAGGUACCAGGGUUCUCAAUUCAUUUAAAGCUGGGUGGGGAGCUGUGUAAUAAUGGUUUCAAAGUUAACAUGUAUCUCACACGGCGCACACUAAUUCCUACCGUGUCAGGCAAUUUUUCUUUGCUAGAACUCCCAUCGCAUCUAGGGUCAAACGAUGCUCCACUGCUCUAGCCCACCUCACCCUUCCAGGCAGUGUGGCAAUCAGCUCCAGCCUGCACGUGCAGUUAACGGCAUGUUUGUGAAAGCUCUUGCCGAAGUCAAAUACGACACGUAGGCUCAGGAGAGGGAUGUGGGAUGAAGGAGCGGCAGCAGAUGAUGAGAACACGACAGAACUGGGGGAGCUCCCUCCUUUCUCUCCUUAGGAAGCCAGUGCCCGAAGCCCUCCUCCUGAGGCCGACAUGCAGAGCCUGCUUGUGAGGGUCCCCUCACUCCUGUAUCAAGCUGACAGACCUCCUAUGUGCAGUGACCAGCUGGGAGCCUCUCCUCCCCAAGCAGGAAUCUGUGAGGCAGAACCAGACUAUUAAAAAUAUGCAUCAGCACGACAGGGGAGCAAAGAAGGGGAAGGCAAUAUAUUAACAACGAAGUGGUUUCAGAAAUGGUUUGAGUUGGAAGAAGUCCCUCUCCAUCUCUCAGAACC